AAGUGAAUCUAAAGUUUAGACUUUAGAUUGGACUUUAGUCCCCCUAUGGUUUUGCGUCAAACUGAAUGACGUCAUAUCUUGCAAGAGACACUACCUUUUCCUCUUUGCCAAAGAGAAAAGGAGAAACUUUCUUAAGAGGACACACUCCCUCUAUCUCUUUGGUCUGCGCUCGGUUCUUGAAAAAUCCACGGAGUUUCGCAAUCCACAGAGCCGACCAUGGAGUUGCAUGCAAAGCAGAAUUUCUUCUUCUUGGUAUCCGUUUCAUUCCUCUGUGCUGUUGUUGUUGCAGAUCUUCAGGCACCUGUAGUCCACACAAAGCUCGGGAGCCUGAAAGGUGAGUAUGUGAGUGUGAAAGGGAAGGAGACUGGCGUCCAUGCCUACCUGGGUGUCCCAUUUGCCAAACCACCCCUCGGCCCUUCCUUGAGACUGGCUCCACCUCAGCCUGUUGAAGGAUGGGAAGGAGUAAGAGAUGCCACUAAACAGCCACCAAUGUGCAUUCAGUCUAAAGAAGCUGUUUUGGAUCUGGCUGAUAAACUCGGUGGACUGCUGGCAGAAAUACCAGACAUCUCUGAAGACUGUCUUUACCUCAACAUUUACACUCCUGCAAAAAGAGCUAAUAAUGCCAAGCUCCCAGUCAUGGUCUGGAUCCAUGGUGGGGGCUUUAUGCUGGGAUCAGCUUCAACAUAUGAUGGCUCUGCCUUGGCUGCUUACCAGGACGUGGUUGUGGUUUUGAUCCAGUAUCGCUUGGGACUUCUGGGUUUUCUCAGCACUGGAGAUGAGCACAUUUCAGGGAACUUUGGCCUGCUGGACCAGGUUGAAGCUCUCAAGUGGAUCCAGCAGCACAUUCACAACUUUGGAGGAGACCCAGGAUUAGUUACCAUAUUUGGAGAGUCUGCUGGUGGAGUGAGCGUGUCUCUUCUGCUCCUGUCACCACUGUCUGAUGGGCUGUUUCACCGUGCCAUUGCUGAGAGUGGUACAGCUGCAAUGAGUGUACUUAUGGCAAAUGAUCCUCUACCAAUGGCGCAGGCAGUUGCAAACGCAUCUGGCUGCAGCCUCGAAAGCACAAAGAAGAUCAGUGACUGCAUGAGAAACCUUGAUAUUGAUACUAUAGUGGGUUUUACACAGGAUCCAAAUUUGAGAUUUCAAGUAAAUGUUGAUGGACAUUUCCUGACUAAACCUGUGGAUGAGCUGUUUCGUAAACAUGAACUUCAUACUGUUCCAUUCAUGACUGGUGUCAAUAAUGAUGAAGGUGGAUGGAUACUUGUAUCAUUUUUUGCUCCCCAAAACUGGACAGAAGGACUAGAUCGGGAAUUUGUUUUGAACAUGGUGUCCUUCUUCUACCCCGACCCUAAAGCAGCAUUUAUCAGAGAUGUGAUAGCUGAUGAAUAUAUCGGAAAUGGUGACGACCGUGUGAAAAACAGAGAUGGGUACACUGAGAUGCUUGGAGAUUUGUUUUUCACCAUUCCAGCGAUUAAAGCUGCUAAUGCUCACAGAGAUGCAGGUGCUCCUGUAUACCUGUAUGAGUACCAACAUCCUCCCAAAUUCCUGCAGCAGAAAAGGCCGAGCUUUGUUGGGACUGACCAUGGAGAUGAAAUUUUUACAGUUUUGGGGUUUUGCUUCACAACUACCCAUGUUAGGUUACCCGAUCCGUGCCCUGAGGAUGAGGAACAGUUGAGCAAGAUCAUGAUGAGCUACUGGGGGAACUUUGCUCGCACAGGAUCUCCUGAUGGGCACAACCUUCUCCACUGGCCAAAGUAUGGAGCAGAAGAAAAGUACCUGGCAAUUGGUUUAAAAAAGCAGGUAACUGCUCAGCACCUGAAGAAGGAGCGCUUUGACUUCCUGACUCAGACCGUCCCAGAGAAGAUCAAACAGCAUGAGGAAAAUGCAGAACCACCUGUAGUCCACACAAAGCUCGGGAGCCUGAGAGGUGAGUAUGUGAGUGUGAAAGGGAAGGAGACUGGCGUCCAUGCCUACCUGGGUGUCCCAUUUGCCAAACCACCCCUCGGCCCUUCCUUGAGACUGGCUCCACCUCAGCCUGCAGAAGGAUGGGAAGGAGUAAGAGAUGCCACUAAACAGCCACCAAUGUGCAUUCAGUCUAAAGAAGCUGUUUUGGAUCUGGCUGAUAAACUUGGUGGACUGCUGGCAGAAAUACCAGACAUCUCUGAAGACUGUCUUUACCUCAACAUUUACACUCCUGCAAAAAGAGCUAAUAAUGCCAAGCUCCCAGUCAUGGUCUCAAUCCAUGGUGGGGGCUUUAUGCUGGGAUCAGCUUCAACAUAUGAUGGCUCUGCCUUGGCUGCUUACCAGGACGUGGUUGUGGUUUUGAUCCAGUAUCGCUUGGGAAUUCUGGGUUUUCUCAGCACUGGAGAUGAGCACAUUUCAGGGAACUUUGGCCUGCUGGACCAGGUUGAAGCUCUCAAGUGGAUCCAGCAGCACAUUCACAACUUUGGAGGAGACCCAGGAUUAGUUACCAUAUUUGGAGUGUCUGCUGGUGGAGUGAGCGUGUCUCUUCUGCUCCUGUCACCACUGUCUGAUGGGCUGUUUCACCGUGCCAUUGCUGAGAGUGGCACAGCUGCAAUGAAUGUAUUUGUGGCAAAUGAUCCUCUACCAAUUGCGCAGGCAAUUGCAAACGCAUCUGGCUGCAGUCUCGAAAGCACAAAGAAGAUCAGUGACUGCAUGAGAAACCUUGAUAUUGAUACUAUAGUGGGUUUUACACAGGAUCCAAAUUUAAGAUUUCAAAUAAAUGUUGAUGGACAUUUCCUGACUAAACCUGUGGAUGAGCUGUUUCGUAAACAUGAACUCCAUGCUGUUCCAUUCAUGACUGGUGUCAAUAAUGAUGAAGGUGGAUGGAUACUUGCAUCAUUUUUUGCUCCCCAAAACUGGACAGAAGGACUAGAUCGGGAAUUUGUUUUGAAUACGGUGUCCCUCUUCUACCCCGACCCUAAAGCAGCAUUUAUCAGAGAUGUGAUAGCUGAUGAAUAUAUCGGAAAUGGUGAUGACCGUGUGAAAAACAGAGAUGGGUACACUGAGAUGCUUGGAGAUUUGUUUUUCACCAUUCCAGCGAUUAAAGCUGCUAAUGCUCACAGAGAUGCAGGCGCUCCUGUAUACCUGUAUGAGUACCAACAUCCUCCCAAAUUCCUGCAGCAGAAAAGGCCGAGCUUUGUUGGGACUGACCAUGGAGAUGAAAUUUUUACAGUGCUGGGAUUUUGCUUCACAACUAGCCAUGUUAGGUUACCCGAUCCGUGCCCUGAGGAUGAGGAACAGUUGAGCAAGAUCAUGAUGAGCUACUGGGGGAACUUUGCUCGCACAGGAUUUCCUGAUGGGCACAACCUAGUCCACUGGCCAAAGUAUGGAGCAGAAGAAAAGUACCUGGCGAUUGGUUUAAAAAAGCAGGUAACUGCUCAGCACCUGAAGAAGGAGCGCUUUGUCUUCCUGACUCAGACCGUCCCAGAGAAGAUCAAACAGCAUGAGGAAAAUGCAGAACGCAGCGAGCUGUAG
Messenger RNA from Pelmatolapia mariae (spotted tilapia), 3498 nucleotides. RefSeq lists its product as uncharacterized. Gene Ontology annotation, molecular function: hydrolase activity. NCBI's taxonomy places the organism in Eukaryota, Metazoa, Chordata, Actinopteri, Cichliformes, Cichlidae. The transcript is spliced from 25 exons. The record is from RefSeq and is a predicted model, not a curated record. Bases 217 to 3498 code for a protein of 1093 amino acids.